AUGAAGACACUGUUUGAAGAGAUCAAAGCAUCAAUUAAAAAUAACUAUAACCAAGAUCGCUCAUUUUGGAGGCCUGUUCUUCCUUGGGGAGGUGUUUUUACUAUCAAAGCUGGCCGCAAAGCAGUCUCCUGUACGCCACUCUAUGUUGAAAUAAGACUGAAAAAUACCUGCACCAUAGAUGGAUUCUUGAUGUUACUCUAUGUCAUUCUCAAUGAAAAUGAAAAUUUCCCCCGGGAACUCUCUCUUCAUUUAGGUAGAGAGUUUGUAGACUGUUUUCUUUAUUUAAUGGACACCUACAGUUUUACAACCGUGAAGCUACUUUGGAUUUGGGACAAAAUGGAAAAACAGCAAUACAAGUCUGAAGUUCAUAAAGCUUCAUUAAUAAUUGAUUUGUUUGGGAAUGAACAUGAUAAUUUUACAAAAAAUCUUGAAAAUCUUAUGUCAACCAUACAAGAGAGUUACUGUUCCAACUGGCGAUGCCCCACUCGAGUGCAAGAAGAUCAGCAACGCACAAUUAAUAUAAAUCCUCCCCAAGAAAUUCCACAUGGAAACUUGAUACGACUGGCUGUGGAUGAGUUAUUCUGUUCCAGGAUUGAACUGUGUGAAGAGCGUGGGUGUGGUGGCUUAAGAGAAUUUUCCCAAAGAGUGUUCUGCCACGGGCCACCCCCUUUUGUUGUCUUAAAUAUGCAGCAUUGGAAAUCUGAAGAUCUGGCAUAUGUCCCCUAUUAUUUGGAUUUAUCUGAUCACAAGUAUUUGUUGGAAGGUGCCACAUUGUUUAACAAAGAGGAACAUCAUUAUUCUGCAGCCUUUCAAAUUGAUGGACAUUGGAUGCACUAUGAUGGCCUCAGAAAUGUGAAUUUAAUUUUGUUAAAUAAACCCCCAGAGUUUCUCCUCUUGUCAUCAUUGGUUUAUAUUCGAGCAACAGAGAAAUAA
Molecule: messenger RNA, 933 nt
Organism: Rangifer tarandus platyrhynchus (Svalbard reindeer)
Lineage: Eukaryota; Metazoa; Chordata; Mammalia; Artiodactyla; Cervidae
Source: the annotation of a GenBank genome assembly